CCAGUCUUCACACGGUAAUCAUGAAAGCAAAAUGGAGGAACGUUCGAAACGAUAUAAGAAGAUUGACUUUUUAGGCGAAGGACAGUUUGCGACAGUUUACAAAGCUGAAGAUCAGGAAACGCACACUAUUGUAGCAGUGAAGAAGGUAUUAAAGUCCUCGUUCACCGGUACACAAGAAGUAAUUCGAAAGACCAAGCAAAGCAAUUAGAGGAAAACAGAUCACUCCAACACCAGAUGACUCCUAAGUUUAAUAAACCUAAAUGUUGUCUGAAAAAGAUCAUGAAUUGGUCAGACAGAGUACAUGUUACCUAAGCAUGGAAAUCGAUGAUGGAAAAAGCAAUCGAUCAGUCGAUCAAACUAGGACAGAGGAGUGAAGCAAAAGAUGGAAUCAACAGAACUGCAUUGCGUGAAAUCAAGCUUUUGCAGGAAUUGAAACAUCCUAAUAUUAUAGGGCUUCUUGAUGUGUUUGGCCACAAAUCCAACAUUAGUCUUGUGUUUGACUUUAUGGAGACAGAUCUUGAGGUUAUAAUAAAGGACACAAGUCUUGUGUUAAGUCCAGCAAACAUAAAAAGUUAUAUCAUUAUGACAUUACAAGGUCUGGAAUAUCUUCACAUGAAUUGGAUCCUUCACAGAGAUUUGAAACCGAACAACUUGUUGAUUGAUGAUAAAGGAGUAUUGAAGAUUGGUGAUUUUGGGCUUGCUAGAUCUUUUGGAAGUCCAACAAAGGUUUAUACACAUCAAGUGGUGACAAGGUGGUACCGUUCACCAGAGCUGUUAUUUGGAGCAAGGAUCUAUGGUACAGGCGUUGACAUGUGGGCUGUUGGCUGUAUACUUGCUGAACUGCUUCUCAGGGUUCCUUUCUUGCCUGGAAGUUCUGACUUGGAUCAACUGACCAAAAUAUUUGAAACCCUUGGUACACCAUCUGAAGAUUCCUGGCCAGGUGUGACAUCUUUGCCAGACUAUGUGGAGUUUCGUAAAUUUCCAGGGAUUCCUCUUAAGGACAUAUUUUCUGCAGCUGGUGAUGAUCUUUUAGAUAUGCUUGAUAGAUUGUUGGACUGUGAUCCUUCUGGCAGAGUAAAUGCAACUCAGGCUCUCAAGAUGCCAUACUGUUCUAACAAGCCUGUACCCACUCCUGGACACUUACUGCCACGCCCUAAAAUACCAGGGCCUGCGGCAAGUAUGAAAGAGGAGGAAACUUCACUGAAAAGGAAGAUAUUUGAUUCAGUCUCUGAUACAGGAAUAAGAGCGAAAAAACUGGUUUUUUAACCAAAGUACAAAAUAAAGUGCAAAGUUGUCAACACAUUAGUAACAAACACUAAGGACCAGCAGUUUAUUCAGCAAACACUCGGUUAAAGACUCUCGUUCCAUGGCGACCAAUUGCUCUGUGUUAGCUUGAGGAGACGAUUCUAUUAAGCCAGUGAUGUAGACUGUGAAUGACUUCCCCGGGACACGAUGGAUGAAAAUCGUGAAAGAAGUUGCUGACAAUGCCAUCCGUUCAGCCAAAACUUCGAUAAUUUUGAAUGCGUUAGACGCUAUGAACACAAACUAAGAGUACUGGGCUCAAGCUCUUGGUUCUACUAUCUAUGGACGUUUAAACUCGAAGCUAAUAACAUACACAUAUCUGAAUAAGUGAAAAAGAGAUAAGAUUGAAACAACAACUGCCCUUGUCUGUCGUCCUAGGCGUUCCCGUUGAACUUCAUUGACUUUUCAGUUCUUUUAUCGUUGCAGCCGAUUGUUAAGACCUGUUAUAAACUUCCGCCUUUUCCUGUAUGUUUGGUGGCGUAUGUUGAUGUAUAGAUAGGUAUACGUAUUUAAUAAAAGAAAAAAUACAUUGCACAUUUAAAAUGCCGACCAAAGUCAUUUUUUAAUUGCAGGGCAGAGACGUUGUAGGUUGUCAAAAAAUAAAUACCUUAUAAAAGUUUUUUAA
Molecule: messenger RNA, 1927 nt
Organism: Orbicella faveolata
Lineage: Eukaryota; Metazoa; Cnidaria; Anthozoa; Scleractinia; Merulinidae
Product: cyclin-dependent kinase 7-like
Biological process (GO): protein phosphorylation; positive regulation of transcription by RNA polymerase II
Cellular component (GO): transcription factor TFIIK complex; nucleus; transcription factor TFIIH holo complex
Molecular function (GO): RNA polymerase II CTD heptapeptide repeat kinase activity; cyclin-dependent protein serine/threonine kinase activity; ATP binding
Source: RefSeq, a predicted model, not a curated record